Ricinus communis (castor bean) is the source of this 4045-nucleotide messenger RNA. Its product is annotated as probable leucine-rich repeat receptor-like protein kinase At5g63930. Gene Ontology annotation, biological process: protein phosphorylation. NCBI's taxonomy places the organism in Eukaryota, Viridiplantae, Streptophyta, Magnoliopsida, Malpighiales, Euphorbiaceae. Gene Ontology annotation, molecular function: protein binding; protein kinase activity; ATP binding. The transcript has 2 exons. The coding region runs from base 484 to 3855 and encodes 1123 amino acids. The record is from RefSeq and is a predicted model, not a curated record.
AGAAGACAAAAUGAAAGGCUUACUUUUCUGUUAUAUUCUUUGAGAUAAUAAUAAAAAGAAGUUGAGAAUUGGCAUGAUCCAUUCCACUUUGAAAUUUAUAGCUCAAAAAACCAACAAAAGGAAACUAGCUCCUUUUCCAAUACUACUUGAAGGUCAUAUUCCUUGUUAAAACCUUUUCUCUGGGAUAUUCAUUCUUUUCUUUCCAGCCUCUUUUUGGUUUUCAGGUCUUUAUUGGGUUGGGAUUUUCUUUCUUGCAUAUGUAAGAGGUAAGUAGAGUCAUUACACUUUCUUGUGUUUGUAUCUUAAAGUUACAGGAUUUUCUUGCAAGAGUUGUUGAUGUUCAGAACUCAGUUUCUUGAAUCACAGAACCAAUUUACUGAUAUAAAGUUGAUGAACCAGUUAUGCUCUUUUUGUCUCACAUCCAAUCAUGGAUUUUCAAUUCUUGAUGUGAAUAGAAAAUCUUGAGGUAUAUGUUUUGUAGGCAUGGGAAGAAUUAGAAUAUCAUAUGGGUCAAUUUCCAUAUCUGUUCUAGUUAUUUUCCUUCUUUUUCAUCAAUCUUUUGGGCUUAAUGCUGAUGGUCAAUUCCUCUUAGAUAUAAAGAGCAGAUUAGUUGAUAACUCUAAUCAUCUGACUGACUGGAACCCAAAUGAUUCUACCCCUUGUGGGUGGAAAGGUGUGAAUUGCACCUAUGAUUAUUACAAUCCAGUAGUUUGGUCUCUUGAUUUGAGCUUUAAGAAUCUUUCUGGUUCUUUAUCACCAAGUAUAGGUGGGUUGACUGGUUUGAUUUAUCUUGAUCUUUCUUUCAAUGGGCUGUCUCAAGAUAUCCCUAAAGAAAUUGGUUAUUGUUCUAGUUUGGAGGUUCUUUGUCUAAACAAUAACCAAUUUGAAGGCCAGAUUCCUAUAGAAAUAGUUAAACUUUCUUCUUUGACAAUUUUCAAUAUAUCCAACAACAGAAUAUCUGGCUCCUUUCCUGAGAACAUUGGUGAAUUUUCGUCCUUGUCGCAACUAAUUGCUUUCAGUAAUAACAUCUCUGGGCAACUGCCAGCUUCUUUUGGCAAUCUUAAGCGUUUGACAAUUUUUAGAGCAGGGCAGAAUCUGAUAUCAGGAAGCCUUCCACAAGAGAUAGGUGGAUGUGAGAGCUUGCAGAUUCUUGGUCUUGCGCAAAAUCAAUUGAGCGGGGAAAUACCAAGAGAGAUUGGAAUGCUGAAGAACUUGAAAGAUGUAGUCCUUUGGAGUAAUCAGCUUUCAGGGUCUAUUCCAAAGGAGCUAAGCAAUUGUAGUAAGUUGGGGAUUCUUGCGCUCUAUGAUAACAAUCUUGUCGGAGCUAUACCCAAGGAGCUUGGUGGCCUUGUGUUUCUGAAGAGUUUAUACCUCUACAGGAAUCACUUGAACGGGACGAUCCCGAAAGAGCUUGGAAAUCUGUCUUCUGCAAUUGAGAUUGAUUUCUCAGAGAACAUGUUGACCGGAGAAAUACCUGUAGAGUUGGCAAAGAUAACUGGAUUACGGUUACUUUAUCUUUUCGAGAACAAGCUUACUGGUGUCAUCCCAAAUGAGCUCACAACUUUGGUGAACUUGACAAAGCUUGACCUCUCCAUUAAUAAUCUGACUGGUACUAUUCCUGUUGGGUUCCAAUAUUUGAAGCAGCUAGUGAUGUUGCAGCUUUUCAACAACUCGUUGAGCGGGAGCAUUCCUCAAGGGCUUGGAGUUUAUGGAAAGCUGUGGGUGGUUGAUUUAUCAAAUAACUAUCUAACUGGAAGAAUUCCGCCUCAUCUUUGCAGAAAUGGGAGCCUGUUUUUGUUGAACCUUGGGUCGAAUAGCCUCGUAGGUUACAUCCCAAAUGGUGUAAUUACCUGCAAGACGCUGGGACAGCUUUAUCUUGCAGGGAAUAAUCUCACAGGAAGUUUCCCAACUGAUUUAUGCAAGCUGGUGAAUCUUUCUAGUAUUGAACUGGACCAGAACAAGUUCACUGGUACGAUUCCUCCAGAGAUUGGUUACUGCCGUGGUUUGAAAAGGCUGCAUCUAUCCAAUAACUACUUAUAUGGUGAAUUGCCAAGAGAGAUAGGUAACCUUUCUCAAUUGGUCAUCUUUAACAUCUCAUCAAAUCGGCUGAGUGGAAUGAUACCACCAGAGAUCUUCAACUGCAAGAUGCUUCAACGGCUUGACCUCAGCCGCAACAAUUUUGUAGGUGCUCUACCAAGUGAGAUAGGAGGCCUUUCCCAAUUGGAGCUUCUCAAGCUCUCAGAUAAUGAAUUUUCUGGUAUUAUACCUAUGGAGGUUGGAAAUCUUAGUCACCUAACUGAGUUACAAAUGGGAGGCAAUUUAUUUUCUGGUGCGAUUCCAGCAGAGUUGGGUGAUCUUUCAAGCUUGCAGAUUGCAUUAAACCUCAGCUAUAAUAAUCUCUCUGGGUCUAUACCUGAAGAGAUUGGAAAUCUUGUGCUGCUGGAAUUUCUGCUCCUGAACAACAAUAAUUUGAGUGGUGAAAUUCCAGGCUCCUUGAAGAGCCUGUCUAGCUUGCUUGUAUGCAACUUCUCUUACAAUGACUUAACGGGACCUUUACCUUCCUUGCCACUCUUUCUAAACACAGGAAUUAGCAGCUUUCUUGGGAACAAAGGGCUCUGUGGAGGAUCUCUUGGUAAUUGCAGUGAAUCUCCAUCAUCCAAUCUUCCUUGGGGUACACAAGGAAAAAGUGCCCGUUUAGGCAAAAUAAUAGCUAUAAUUGCAGCUGUUAUUGGUGGGAUUUCAUUCAUAUUGAUUGUGGUCAUUAUAUACUUCAUGAGGCGUCCAGUUGAAAUAGUGGCUCCAGUGCAAGAUAAAUUAUUCUCUUCUCCCAUUUCCGAUAUUUACUUUUCUCCAAGGGAAGGGUUCACAUUCCAAGACUUGGUUGCAGCCACUGAGAAUUUUGAUAACAGCUUCGUGAUCGGAAGAGGAGCUUGUGGAACUGUGUAUAGAGCAGUCUUGCCAUGUGGCCGCACCAUUGCGGUUAAGAAGCUAGCAUCUAACAGAGAAGGGAGCACUAUUGACAACAGCUUCCGCGCUGAAAUCUUGACUUUAGGCAAGAUCAGGCAUCGUAACAUUGUGAAGCUAUUUGGUUUCUGCUACCACCAAGGUUCCAAUCUGCUACUUUAUGAAUACAUGGCAAAGGGUAGCUUGGGAGAAAUGCUCCACGGAGAGUCCAGUUGUCUUGAUUGGUGGACAAGAUUCAACAUUGCCCUUGGCGCUGCUCAAGGACUUGCUUAUCUGCACCAUGACUGCAAGCCUCGAAUUUUUCACCGCGACAUAAAGUCUAAUAACAUUCUGCUUGAUGACAAGUUUGAAGCUCAUGUUGGGGACUUUGGGUUAGCCAAGGUGAUUGACAUGCCACAGUCCAAAUCGAUGUCUGCUGUUGCUGGUUCUUAUGGCUACAUUGCCCCAGAGUAUGCAUACACCAUGAAAGUGACAGAAAAAUGCGACAUAUAUAGCUAUGGAGUUGUCCUUUUGGAGCUGCUGACAGGCAGAACGCCGGUGCAGCCACUGGACCAAGGGGGUGAUCUAGUAACCUGGGUAAGAAACUACAUUCAGGUUCACACAUUGUCACCUGGAAUGCUAGACGCCCGACUGGAUUUGGAUGAUGAGAAUACUGUUGCCCACAUGAUGACUGUCAUGAAAAUUGCUUUGCUCUGCACAAACAUGUCUCCUAUGGAUCGGCCAACAAUGCGGGAAGCAGUGCUGAUGCUUAUCGAAUCGCAUAAUAAACGAGUAGGACAAUCGGAAUCGUCCCCGAGCAGUCGUCAUGGUAAUUCAAGUGAAGGAGCACAUUUUGAUUCAUCCCCAAGUCAUCAUGCUAAUUCAAGUGAUGAACUGAUUGUACAUGUGUAAUCAUUUCUUAUUUAAUUAUUUUACUAGAUAGAGACUGGGAUGAUUUCUUUUGUUUUUCUUUUUUAGCAGCUAAAUCAUCCUUUACUAUAAGUAACAUAAGUAAAAAGAAAGAGUAGCCAUAUUCAUAUAUAUUACAGACUGCAUUGUUAUGUAUAUUUCUAACACAAUUAUGUAUUGUAUUGUUUGCCUC